AUGAGCUAUCAACAAGAGUGCUUCGGACUCCAAAACAAGGUUUGCCGCCCUUUCUUCUUUUUUCCUAAACCCGUUUGCGUGUAAUCUUUACCGAUUUGCCAGCUUUUUAGCGAUUCAAAACAGCUUUCUUAAAGGUGGUGUCCAAUGUGACAUACAACAUCUUUUUUAAAAUAAACUUCGAAGUGGGGCAUUCAUUUUCUCAAAGUCCCGAAUUACGAAAAAAAUUCCCCGAUUUUUAAGAUUUUUUUCAAAAAAGUUAAUAGUACCGAAAGAAGCACACGGCGAAAUGGAAGAGCUGGCCUAGAUUUUUCCAGUCCCCGGAUGGAAUUCCCUUUUCUUCCGAAUUUUUUCCGUUUUCGUGCAAAUUUUUUAUGGGGCUAUUCAGCGUAUGUUUGUUUUCCGUUUUUUUCGUUUUUUACAUCGCUGAAUUGGAUUUUUUGACGUAAAAAAACGAAAAAAACGGAAAACAAUCAUUUUUUUUCACAGCCUGAAUAACCCCAUUAGAUUUUCAAUAGUUUUUUUCACUGAACACACUUAUUUACAAUAUUUAAAAAAAUUUAUGACUUUUUCUGUGCCGUGACGCCAAAAAAAUCGAUAAUCUGAAACUUUCAAAAUUCAGGCAAAAUUCAGAAAUUCAGAAAAAAAUCAGCCACUUUUUGUAAAACCGAAAAUGGGAAGUUUUGGAUUGUUCGCAUUACUUUGAAAAAUAUAACUUUCUGUAGCUCGCAAACUUUGAUUAAGACUCAGGAAAUGAUUGAGCGAUCUCUUUCUAUUUACUUUUCUUACUUUUUUUUUCAAAUCGAAGAUUGAGCGAAAAAAAGUUUCAGAUUAUCGAUUUUUUUGGCGUCACGGCACAGAAAGCAAAACAUAAAUUUUUUUUAAAUAUUGUAAAUAAGUGUGUUCAGUGAAAAAACGAUUGAAAUUUUAAGAAAAUUGCACGAAAACGGAAAAAAAAUCGGAAGAAAGGGGAAUUCCAUCCGGGGACUAGAAAAAUCUAGGCCAGCUCUUCCAUUUCGCCGUGUGAUGUUGUAUGUCACGUUGGACACCACCUUUAAACUUGGACCACUCAAAAUAGCACAAUAUCCGUGUUGAGGAGCCGUACUGCCUUCUGUUUCGAGACGCGAUCGCCGCCAUUCCACUUGUGGCCUUCUGGCUUCUCAUUCCCGUCUACAUUCACAUCAUUCGGACAAGCGAGCCAAAAUUGAGAGCGCCAAAGCUGUUCUGGGCACAUUUGGUGAGUUGUUCGUGAUGAACAAGUCGUGGAAAACAUCGCGUGCUGCCUCCUUGUGCACAUGAUCCACGUCUCAAAAGUGUACCUGAUGUGCGGGACCGUCCCCCGUUUUUUCAGACACUUCAAGUGCUCUUGCUCGUCAACAAUGCCGUCUUCGGGGCGUUGGUCUUCAAUCGUUCCGAUCAUUUUCUGCCACUUUUACGCUUUUUCCAAGUGCUCUCCUAUGUGAGUUUCGAGGUUUCUGAAAAAAUGAACAAGGGAAGGUUUUGACUCCCCCCAACUUGGAAAAUUCUGAAAAAAUUUUUUUCAGAAUUAUGCCAAAUUUUUUUUUUUUGGAUUUUCUGGAACGUUCCAAAGUGCUUUUGAAGUGCUUAUUUGACCUUCCCCACGUGACCAUAUUUGAAUUUUCUUCGGCUUAUCCUAAACUUGCUGAAAAAGUGGACAAAGCCAAAAAAUUGAGCGUGCUAUUCAGAAUUUUUCUGAUUUUUGAGAAUUUUUUGAGAAUUUUCCAAGAAUUUUUAUCUUUUUUAGAAAAUGUUUUCAUGGAAUGUGAUCAACUGACGAAAUGUAUAGCAAAGUGAACUCUGCUCAUAGAAAAAUAAUUGUAAAUUUAGCUUUUUAUACAAAAAAGUUAUUCGAUGGCCCUUUUUUCACGCAACAACUCGAAUAACUUUUUUGUAUGAAAAGCUAAAUUUACAAUUAUUUUUCUAUGAGCACAGUUCACUUUGCUAUACAUUUCGUCAGUUGAUCACAUUUCAUGAAAAAAUUUUCUAAAAAAGAUAAAAAUUCUUCCGUGUUCUUCCAUCGAGUUUUUCCGCUCAACUCUAGUCCAAAUGGCUUGUCUUAGGGCUUGCCCCAAAGACCAGUAGGAUAACUCUAAAAUCCAUAGUCCCUGCGCCAAAGUUCAACCUAAGGCUCACAAAAUCGCUCUUCGGUUGCUUACAACAUUCUAAAAAUGUAUCUAAAGACAUCCUAAUGCUCAAUGUUUAUAUCUUUUCUAUGUCAAAAAACAGAAAUCCCUCUCGUCAGUCUGCUUGCCCUUCCUAUUAUCAUUCCACACCACCGAGAGUGUGAAAAUCAAAAAAAUAAACAUUGCCCCCCUUGUGCUGCUGCUGCUGCCGAUUGCGAAAAAGCCGUGCGUGUUAUCAUUGAUAUCGAAUUGCAUUCGUGGUGUGCGUGGAUCCGAUUACGUCCGACUUUUUCGAGAAUCCGUGAUCAGUUCGGCGUCGGAUCACUUUUCACUUUUUCUUGUUCGACACGGUCCUCUUCUCCUCUUACUCGAAACCGAGUUUUUCGGCAUUUUGCCCCACAGUUUACGGAAAUUGCAUUCUAGGAAUGUCUAAAUCUCUGGCAAUUCGAUAUUAAUCUAAUUAGAAAUUUACUGAAAUAACGCGAUCUAAUUAAAUUCGACUGUUUUUUGUUGGCGCAAUCGAGAUUUGAGCCAGCAGACGGUUGGCGUGAAACUUGAUUUGAGAGCACUUAUUAAUCUAGCUAGAAGAUUUAUUAAUCUAGCUAGACAAUUUAUUAAUCUAGCUAGAAGAUUUAUUAAUCUAACUAGAAGAUUUAUUAAUUUAGCUAGAAGAUUUAUUAAUCUAGCUAGAAGAUUUAUUAAUCUAGCUAGACAGUUUAUUAAUCUAGCUAGAAGAUUUAUUAAUCUAGCUAGACAGUUUAUUAAUCUAGCUAGAAGAUUUAUUAAUCUAGCUAGACAGUUUAUUAAUCUAGCUAGAAGAUUUAUUAAUCUAGCUAGACAGUUUAUUAAUCUAGCUAGAAGAUUUAUUAAUCUAGCUAGAAGAUUUAUUAAUCUAGCUAGAAGAUUUAUUAAUCUAGCUAGACAAUUUAUUAAUCUAGCUAGACAAUUUAUUAAUCUAAAUAGGUGUCAUAUAAAUCUUAUUAGGCCGCCGUUAGAUUAAUAACAAAAUGCCAGAGAUGGCCAAAAUGGUUCAAUUUAAUCCAAAUAUCUAAAGCCCUCCCCCCCCUCAAAAAAUGACAUCACAGUUCGUAAAGAGCACAUAACUUUGUGAGCAGAAGGCUCAAAAAACGUUGUUUCGUUUCGCAAUGCUAGGUGUCGGAGGGAACAAAUAAGCGGCCGAAAAGUUGAUUUUUAUUGGAUCCUCUGGGGCUCAUUGAUUGAUGGUGUUAAACGGGCGGUCCGAUGAGAGGUGUUUUCUUCAAAAUUUGCUCCUAGAGCUCAUAUUUCAGGCUAGUACAAAGUUUGUACAAAAAAAAUGUGGAGUGACAUGAUAACAUGGUAAUUUUCUUAUCAGUUUUUCCGGUUCCAGGCGAAAAUUAGAAAAUUUCCUCUUUUCGUUUCCUCUCUCUCUCUAUUUUUCCUGCUCUCCCCUCUAUUUUCGUGUUGUCAUGACAACUUUCACCGAAAAAAUGGGGAAGUGUAUAAUAGCGUGACAAAAAGAAGAAAACAGAGCUUGAUCUCUUGGUAAAUAGAGGGGCUCAACAUCAGUGACAAAGUGGGGGAAGGCAUCAAAAAUUAGAAAUUUAGAGAGGGGGGAAGCCACAUAGAACAAUCACACGUUUUUGAGCAUUGUCUUCAAGCGUCUAUUGCAAAGUUAGGAGUAGUCCUGUCGUUCUGAAAAAUUUUGUGUAUAAUCUAGACGUAUUGUACUGCAUUUUUGUAGUUGAUCACUUUUUUGUGCGACCACUCCCUGGAGUACUGUAGCGCUUGGAAGUUUGGAGUGCCUGGCAAUUGUGCCUUGAGUUCAAAGCGCUGCAGUAGCCCUAGGAAUGAUUGAACGAUUAAGUUAUCAACUAACAAUAUGUUUUGCCCAACUUUUACUUUGUUUUUGUAGUUGACAACUUUUCCGUACACCCACUGCCUGGAGUACUGUAGCUCUUAGAAGUUACGAUUUUCAAAAUGCGUUGCAACUGUGUUUCCUUGUUUUCAAAGCGCUACAGUAAUCUGGAGAGUGAUUGUACAAAAAAGUUGUCAACUACAAAAAUGUUUCGCUUAAUCUGUAAUUUAUUUUUGUAGUUGACAUCUUUUAUGUACAACCUCUCCCUGGAGUACUGUAGCUCUUAGAAGUUACGGUCCUCAAAGUGUCUCUGCAUUACGCCCUACUUUCAAGCGCUACAGUACUCCAGGUAGUGGUCGGACCCUAUAAAACCCAUAUAGAGAGAGAACUAAACAUUCCCAGACUCAAAUUGUGUCUUCUCCGGGACACUUACAAUAUAUGAAUUGCCUGUGUUGUAGGCCAACUGCAGCGUGUGGUUCAGUCUUCUUUCAAAGCGUCGCCACUCGAUCCAUCCCUCCUUCUGCGUCGUUUUCUUCGUUUUGCUCACGCUCAAACUCGUCCAACUUCUCAUUCUCGUCAGUUUUCUCUUGCUUUUCGCGCGAUCCAACUCUCACUUUUCAGGCAUUCGAACAGACUGUCGACGUCGGCGUCAUCGCCGAGUUCGUCCUUCUGAUGGCCGAGACUGCGUUGCUCUCCACGUCGACGAAACGGACCGGAGAGAAUGUGAGUGCGUGGGGGGGACGAGGGAAAAGUUAGGCCAGCCUACAAGUGAUAAGAUUGUCAGUCUACAACUCACUCGUUUGCAGGAAGAAAAGGAGCAACUGACGCCGGAGGAUAACAGCUCGUUCCUAUCGAAAGUGUUCUUCUGCUGGCUGAACCGUCUCAUCCGCAUCGGCGCCAAGAACCCGCUAGUCCAUGAGAAUCUGCAUAGUCUCAACAAAAAUGCCACGUCGGAAUGGCUGUACACGCGCUGGAGGACCGAAUUCAAAAAGGCGAAAGCUAGUGAGAGCGCCCAAAAAAAUCGAGGUUGACUUAUUAUAAACAUUGCUUUUUUUGCAGAGAAUACCGGCACAAAAACGCGUGAAACGUCAAUCGUUUGGCCGUUUAUCCAAAUUCAGAAAUCCACAAUAAUCACUUUGACGUUCGCUCGCCUCACCGCCGAUAUUGUCCAUUAUCUCAAUCCUAUCCUGUUGAAGUGAGUGGUCAUGAACAGUUUUUUUCCAACAACAAAACGCAUUUUCAUAGGCAAUUAAUCGAUUACGUAUCUCUUCAUGACCAGCCACUUUCAUUCGGAAUCGCCAUCGCGUGCAUAAUGUUUUUAAGCGCAACCACAAGAUCACUUCUUCAAAACUAUCAGGUAGAGGACGACGUUUCGCAACCCGGGGGGGGGGGGACACUUUGCAACCACAGGAAUGCGGUUGCAAAGUGUUCCUACCUCACCGCUUCUCCUUACAGAUUGCGGGAAUGUGCCGUCAAGCGGUCUACUAUCAAACGGUCCUUAGCAAUGCGAUCCUUCACAAAAUCCUGCGACUCAGUCCCUCGGCGCGGUCGAAUCGAACCGCCGGCGAGAUUCUGAACCACGCGGCCGUCGACAUUGAGAUCAUCGUCCACUCGGUGCCGUACCUCCAGAAUAUGUGGUCCGUCCCGUUUCAGGUCACCCUCGCCAUGAUCAUGUUGGCGAUCACUCUCGGAUGGGCCGCCAUCGCCGGUGUCAUUAUUAUGAUCCUUUUUAUUCCGCUCAACCUGUUCACCUCGAACUUCAUCAAGUCUUCGCAGCAAAAACAGAUGAAGAUCAAGGAUGAGAGGACGAAACUUUCGAAUGAGGUAAGGUCUUUUUGAACGGUUAUUGUAGCGUUCAAAAUUUUUUUGCUGAAAUCUUCCAGUCUGGUACUGUAUUUUUGUAGUUGGUCUCUUUUUUGUACAAUCACCUUCUGGAGUACUGUAGCGCUUGGAAGUGAGAGCUUCAAAAACGAUCGGCUAUUGUACUCUAACUUUGCCGAGCUACACUAGUCUUAAGAGUGCUCGUACAAAAAAGCGAUCAACUACAAAAAUAAUGUGCAUAAUAUGAGCUUUCAUUUUGUAGUUGAACAUUUUUUCGUCAGACCUAUUCUAAAAGUACUGUAGCGCUUCGAAGUGGUCAUAACUUUGCAGCGCUACAAAAAAGUUAGCGGUUAGUUUCACCAAAACUUCUGGAAAAGUGUGUAUCGUCUCCGAAGGCUACAAUAUCCGGAUUUGUUACCGUAAAAAAGUUCAGAUGCUGAAUGGAAUAAAAGUGGUGAAACUGUACGCGUGGGAGGAGUCUUUCGAGGAGCAAAUCAACAAAUUGCGUGCCCGGGAGGUGCGGAUGCUCCGUAACGUGUGCAUUCUCAGCCGCAUCGUCGACAUCGCCAACUCGGCGUCGCCGUUCCUCGUCGCCAUCGGCUCGUUCACCUGCUACGUCGUCCUCUCGUCCGAUCCGAACGGACUGACGCCGUCGGUCGCAUUCGUCGCGCUCACAAUAUUCAAUCAGCUGAGACAGCCGAUGCGGAUGGUCGCCAAUCUCAUCAACACUUUGGUGCAGGCGAGAGUGUCCAACAAGCGGUUGAGACACUUUUUGAACGAUGAAGAGCUGGAGAGAAAGACGGAAAUCGCAUUCGGAAAUGCGAUCGUGUUCAGGAACGCCAACCUCAACUGGAAGGGACCCGAGUAUCCGCCGGUCCUUAAAAAUGUGAGUGCGCUUGAAAAGUGGGUGUAAAACAGGGGUGUGCGGAAAAUUUUUUUCGGAAAAUUUCGGAAAAAUCGGAAAAAUCGGAAAACUCACUUGUUCAUUGGUUCAAUAAAGUGUUUAAACAACGUUCUAAUACAAAAAAAUGCUUAUUAUGAUUUGAAAUCACUUGAGUGGGCGGAAGCCAAGCAAUGGAAUAUUUUUUUGCAAAAAAAUUAGCCGAGAGAAGCUCUCCGGGUCCAGUGUUUUCCGAUUGUCAGUGAGAAUCAGGGGUGUGCGGAAAAUAUUUCGAUUUUCCGAAAUUUUCCGAUUUUCCGAGAAAUUUUCGGAAAAAAGACGUUCGCUGCUAGACCCUUCCAAAAAUUUUGUGAUGCGCCUUUAAAAAGCAUACGGUGGUUUCGGACAAAUUGACCUUGAAUCCACACUAAUUUUCCGAAAAUUUUGCCGAACAUUUUCGGAAAAUUUUCCGAAAAUUUCUCGGAAAAUCGGAAAAUUUCGGAAAAUCGAAAUAUUUUCCGCACACCCCUGGUGUAAAAGCACAAGUGUUCUCGCAGCUCGACGCCACAAUCCGAACGGGUCAGCUGAUCGCGGUGGUCGGCAGCGUCGGCGGCGGCAAAUCGAGCCUCCUCAGCGCGGUGCUCGACGAAAUGAAUGUUUUGAGCGGACGCGUCAAAGUGGGCGGAUCGAUCGCGUACGUACCUCAACACUCGUGGAUCUUCAACAAAUCGAUCAAGGACAACGUUCUGUUCGGCAACGAAUUCUCUCAAUAUUUCUACGAACAAAUCGUGUCGGCGUGCCAACUACGCACCGAUUUCCGACAUUUUCAGCAGGGCGACGAGACGAUGGUCGGCGAGAAUGUGAGUGUGAUCGGAUAAUAGUCGAAACCAAUUUUUUUUAAAGGGAAUAACGUUGUCCGGAGGCCAGAAAGCGAGGAUUUCACUGGCGCGCGCCGUCUAUCAGGACAAGGAGGUGUACCUUUUGGACGAUCCGUUGUCGGCGGUCGACGCGCACGUCGGACGCGCUCUUUUCGACAAAGUCAUCGGAAAAGAGGGUCUUUUGAGGUCGAAGACACGGGUACUCGUGACGCACAAUCUACAGUACACCCGAUACGUCGACACCAUUUACGUCAUUGAAGGUGGGUUAGAGAACACACGGAAGAAUUUUUUUAUCUUUUUUAGAAAAUUUUUUCAUGAAAUGUGAUCAACUGACGAAAUGUAUAGAAAAGUGAACUGUGCUCAUAGAAAAAUAAUUGUAAAUUUAGCUUUUCAUACAAAAAAGUUAUUCCUUCCGUCUUCCCCGUUAGCCCCCUUUUUCACGUAACAACUCGAAUAACUUUUUUGUAUGAAAAGCUAAAUUUACCAUUAUUUUUCUAUGAGCACAGUUCACUUUUCUAUACAUUCCGUCAGUUGAUCACAUUCCAUGAAAAAAUUUUCUAAAAAAGAUAAAAAUUCUUCCGUGUUCUUCCAUCGAGUUCUUCCGCUCAACUCUGGCGCAGCAUAACAAACGUACACUUUGCAACCAAACUAGACGGUUGCCAGAAGUGUGUCAGGACGUUUCGCAACCAAGGCUUGGUUGCAAAACGUCUAUUAGUUGCAAAAUCUGAACAGAUUUCAAUGGCAUAGUUGCAAAGUGUCCAUUCCUUGCGAAGCGUGUACAACUUGUGAAAUAUCUGUACCUAGUCAUUUCGCAACCAACGCUUUUGCAAAGUGUCCAUCGGUUGCAAAACGUCUUCUAAUUUUCAGACGGUCAAAUCGUCCAACACGGUCAUUUCGACGACAUUGCGCAUCUAGAAGGCCCGUUCGGCCGGCUCUGGUCGGAAUGCGAGGAUUCGAAAGAGGAAGAGAAAGAAGAAGAAGAAGAAGAAGAAGAAGAAGAAGCGACGACUCCAGAAGACGUCGUCGAAAUCGUCGAAACUUUGAAUGGAGACGCGAAAAAAGUGGACCGUACAAAUUCGAGAUUCUCGGAAAAAUCGCAACUACAAAAGCACGAGAAACAGGUGCAAAACGCGGAAAACGUGCAGCUGGGGCGAGUCAAAAAAAGUGUGUACAAACUGUACAUUCGAACGAUGGGAAUAUGCAACAGCGCCGGCUUUUUGCUCUUUUUCGUCGCCCAUUUUGGUGUCAUGAUCAUGCGGUCGCUGUGGUUGUCCGAUUGGUCCAACGAGAAUGCGGAGAUCAAAAGGGCGGCGGGCAAUCUGACCGGAAUGGGCGUGGAUACUCGACUGAUCGUCUACGCGGCUUUUGGUGGAAUGGAGAGUGAGUCGGCAGAGAGAAUCGGAUAAUGUUCAACAGUUUUGAAUAGAUAUUGUAGAGCCUGGAGUUGAGCUACUAGUCUGAAGAGCAGAGUUGAGCGGAAGAACACGGAAGAAUUUUUAUCUUUUUUCGAAAAUUUUUUCAUGAAAUGUGAUCAACUGACGAAAUGUAUAGCAAAGUGAACUCUGCUCAUAGAAAAAUAAUUGUAAAUUUAGCUUUUCAUACAAAAAAGUUAUUCGAGUUGUUCCGCGAAAAAAGGGCCAACGGAACAACUCGAAUAACUUUUUUGUAUGAAAAGCGAAAAUUACAAUUAUUUUUUUAUGAGCAGAAUUCACUUUUCCAUACAUUUCGUCAGUUAAUCACAUUAAAUGAAAAAAUUUUCUAAAAAAGAUAAAAAUUCUUCCGUGUUCUCCCGUUGAGUUGUUCCGCUCAACUCUGCUGAAGAGUGUUCCUACUUCCAAGCGCUACAGUACUCUUAGAAGUGGUUGUACGGAAAAGUUGUCAAUUACAAAAAUAUCCGGCUCGAUGUGUACUUUCAUUUUGUAGUUGACAACAUUUUGAUCCGAUCACUUCUAGCGCUAUUGUAGCUCUUAAAGGCCCGCAAGUUGCACUCCAACUUCCCGGCGCUACAGUAGUCCUACGAGUUUCUGUACAAAAAAGUGAGGUGUCAAGAUUGUACACAAAAAAGCGUAUUUGCAUAGCACGUCUCGGAACUCUACAAUAUCCGCUCAAACUUUUAGGAACACUAAUUUUUUGAAAAUUUUUAGUGCUUCUCCUGGGACUGGCGUUUACCGUGCUGACGAUCGGAAGUCUCCGAGCCUCGUACGGCCUCCACGCCCCGCUAAUUCACUCGCUCCUCCGGGCGCCAAUAUCGUUCUUCGACACAACUCCCAUCGGCCGAAUCAUCAACCGACUCUCCCGGGUAACGUCUUUCGCUGCAUCUCAUAAACGUUUAUCGUGUUUUGUCAGGAUUUGGACGUCAUUGACAAACUGCAAGACAACAUCCGGAUGUGCACUCAGACGACGCUGAACGCCCUCAUGAUCCUCGUGCUCAUCUCCAUCUCCACUCCGAUCUUUCUCGUCUGCGCCGCGCCUCUCAUCUUCAUUUACUAUUUUGUGAUGGUCUAUUAUAUUCCGACGUCGCGGCAAUUGAAGCGGCUGGAAAGUGCGAAUCGCUCGCCGAUCCUUUCGAUCAUCGCCGAGUCAAUUCAUGGUGCAUCUUCGAUUCGCGCGUUUGAUAAGGUCUGUUUGCAUGGAUCUACUAUUAAUGAGUAUUGUAGCUUUCAAACUUCUUUCAUCGGGAAAUAGGUGUCUAGUACUGUAGUUUUGUAGUUGAUCAUCACUUUUUUCUACGACCACUCUGAAGUUGGGCUAAACUUAAAUUCGAUGAGCUACAGUAACCCUAGAAGUGAUUGGAUCAAAAAGUGAUCAACUACAAAAAUACUAUACAUCUCUAGUACUUUAUUUUUGUAGUUGACAACUUUUUGGUACAAUCACUCCUAGGGUUACUGUAGUUCCUAGAAGUUAGGGCUCUUUUAAGGGUCGUUUUGAGAGCUCUAACUUCCAAAGGCUACCGUACUCUUGGGAAUGGUCGGAUCAAAAAGUUGUCAACUACAAAAACAUAGUACACAACAAUUUCUAGAACAGUAUAUCGUCUUCGAACUCUACAAUAUCCGCUCAAAGUUUGUUUUCUUCCAGACGGACCGCACGACGCACUCGCUCGCCACGUCCGUCGACAAAUUCGCCCAAUGCCGUUACCUCUCGCACAUGUCGAACCGCUGGUUGGCCACGCGACUCGAGCUGCUCGGCAACACGACCGUCCUUUUCGCAUCGCUUUCGGCGACGCUCUCCACCAAAUAUUUCGGAUUGACGCCCGGAAUGGCGGGCCUGUCCGUCUCCUACGCGCUCACAAUCACCGAAGUGCUCAAUAUCUGUGUGCGGUCGGUCAGCGAGAUCGAGUCGAAUAUUGUGAGUGUCGAGCGAGUCAACGAGUACCAGAACAUUGAAUCGGAGGCCGAGUGGACGGUCCCAGGGCGUGCGGAGACGUGGCCCGAGACGGGAAAGAUCGAGUUAGAGGGAUUCUCGAUGCGGUACCGAGAGAACCUUCCGUUGGUCCUCAAGAACAUGAGCCUGAAGAUCCGGGGCGGCGAGCGGAUCGGAGUGAUUGGUCGGACCGGAUCGGGAAAGUCCUCGUUGACGAUGGCACUCUUCCGCAUGAUCGAAGCAGAAUCGGGAAGGAUUCUGAUCGAUGACGUGGCGAUUGAGACCGUCGGAUUGCAUCAGCUACGCUCGAAACUCAUCAUUAUCCCGCAGGAACCGGUCGUCUUCUCGGGAACACUUCGCUUCAAUUUGGACCCUUUCGGCGAGCAUUCCGACGAGCAGAUCUGGAAGUGUUUGGACAUUUGCCAGCUGAAACAGUUCGCGCAGGACGAUCCAAAGACCCUCGAUCGGCACAUUGCCGAGGGCGGAAAGAACAUGAGGUGGGUACUUUGCAAACUUUGAUCCUUCCGUUCUCUGUCGAUUUUCAACAUUUUUGAGUGGUUCAAAAACGAAAUGAAAGGAAAUUUCAAGCUCUACAACUUUCUAGUUGAUCAAUUUUCACUAAAAUGUGGGGGCGCUGAGAUAUUUUCAAUAUUCAAAACCAUACAUUUUGCAAGAACUUUUUCAGCGUCGGCGAGCGCCAACUGCUCUGUCUGUGCCGGGCGCUGCUCCGCGGUGCCCGAAUAGUGAUCCUGGACGAGGCGACGGCUUCCGUCGACACCGUAACCGACGGGAUCGUGCAACGGGCGGUCCGCACGCAUUUCCCGCACUCGACGACCAUUUCCAUCGCUCAUCGCUUGGACACCAUCGUCGAUUCUGAUCGGUUCGUUUUUUCUUAAACAAUCUGAAACAAAAACUCAUUUUAACAAUUGAUUGAAUGAAAAAACGCACAAAAUUCUCCGGUGUCAGCAAGUGCGCUCCAAUGCCAAUCCUUUCAGAAUCGUGGUGCUGGACGGUGGCCGAGUGGCCGAAUUCGACACGCCCGCCAAUUUGUUGCUCAAUCCCGACUCUCUCUAUUCUCAAUUGCUACUUGAGAAAAACAGAAAAUCAUGA
This is a messenger RNA of Caenorhabditis sp. 36 PRJEB53466, 12027 nucleotides long. The record is from the annotation of a GenBank genome assembly. Lineage: Eukaryota; Metazoa; Nematoda; Chromadorea; Rhabditida; Rhabditidae.